This is a messenger RNA of Eutrema salsugineum, 1116 nucleotides long. RefSeq lists its product as uncharacterized. The coding region runs from base 48 to 872 and encodes 274 amino acids. NCBI's taxonomy places the organism in Eukaryota, Viridiplantae, Streptophyta, Magnoliopsida, Brassicales, Brassicaceae. The record is from RefSeq and is a predicted model, not a curated record. The transcript has 2 exons.
GAAAUGGCAUUCGGAUACGAAACCAAACCAAACAAAACUGAACCGAAAUGGAAUCUAUCCGAAUUGAACCUUGUCAAACCGAAUCUAGGAAAUUAAAACCGGAAAGAGUGAAGAGUGAAGACACAGUCACACUCGGCAGGAGAACAUUUCUGGGUCUUGCGGCGCAUUACCAUUUGCUGGGUCUGGAGAAGAUGGGAUUGCUCUCUAACCAGAUUUCCAGGGAUGAGCUGAAACCAGGAGAUCACAUAUAUUCAUGGCGUACCGCUUAUAUCUACUCCCAUCACGGAAUCUACAUAGGCGAUGGGAAAGUCAUUCAUUUCACUCGCGGAGGUGGUCUAGAGACCGGAACCGGAACUUUCUUAGACAAAUUCAUCGUUAGCUCAAUCCCGAAUCACGGAGGAGACAACCCUUGUCCUAAUUGCGGGAAGCAAUCCGAUCUCGGUGGCGUAAUCUCGUCUUGCCUUGAUUGCUUUAUCGCCGGAGGAGAUCUCUUUCUCUUCGAUUACGGUGUCUCUCCGGCUAUCUUUAUGUCCAAACUCCGAGGAGGCACCUGCACGACAGCAACUUCAGAUCCUCCCGACCAAGUAAUCUCCCGCGCGAAAUCAUUGUUGUCGAGAAACGGGUUCGGUGAUUACCACGUUUUCGAGAAUAACUGCGAAGAUUUUGCCAUGUAUUGUAAGACGAGUUUGGUGGUUGGCAAAAGCUAUGUGUUGGGAAGAAGCGGUCAGGCCAAUUCGGUGAGUGCGGCUGCGUGCGUUGCAAGGAUGCUUAGUCCUUGGGCCAGCAAUGCGAUCCGUCUCUUUUCCGACAUUGGUAUGAGGAACGACGCUGUUAAAGUCCCUGUCGAGAAAUUCCUUGCAAAGGAAAGCUGACUUUGGUUUUUUUAUUUUUGGUUCUGAGCAUUGUUGAUUCAUUAUUUGUUCUCUAAGGGGGUUGAGUAGAGAUUCUGCUUCUGCAUAUUGUUGAAUUGUGGAACUCUAUCAUAUACUAAUUUACAGUUUAAUUGAGUUCUUCAAUGUUUGAUUUUACAUUUCGUGUAUAUUUUUGUUUUGGGAAACCGUAUAAAAAUACAUUUGCGUUUGACGUUUGCACAUAGCACAGUAAUUCGUCUCUUUC